AGCUUGUCUCGAACUACCUGGCGAACGAAUCCGACGGUCAGCCCGCGGCAGCCCGAUUGCUACCUUUCAACAUCCCACAGCGAUAUAUCGGUGACCGCAUAUAGUACGGACACGUUUUCUCCCUCUCGAUUUCCACCCGAUACUGCAGUACCUCUAGCCAUCCGGCAAUUCGACAAAGUCAUCCGAACAACUACCUCUACGUCGAGUUCGCCCGUCUUGCGACAGUCUAGCAAGCAGAUCCUGACGCCGUUGCGGCCACCAGCGUUGAUCGACCCACCCCUGCGGGACGCUCGCGAACAAAGCCCUUUACAUAUUUGCGACCAUGAGUGCCGCCAACGGUGAACAACCAGCAGUGCAGCCGUGUCGAUACAAAGUUGGCAAGACUUUGGGCGCCGGUUCAUACUCGGUCGUCAAGGAAUGCGUACACAUCGACACCGGUCGCUACUAUGCGGCCAAGGUCAUUAACAAGCGGCUGAUGGCCGGCCGGGAACACAUGGUUCGUAAUGAAAUCGCCGUGCUCAAGAAGGUGUCCAUGGGCCACCAGAACAUCCUGACCCUGGUCGACUACUUCGAGACCAUGAACAACCUCUAUCUCGUCACCGACCUCGCCCUGGGCGGCGAGCUCUUCGACCGCAUCUGCCGCAAAGGCUCCUACUACGAAUCCGACGCCGCCGACCUCAUCCGCGCCACCCUGUCCGCCGUCGCCUACCUGCACGACCACGGCAUCGUCCACCGCGACCUCAAGCCCGAGAACCUUCUCUUCCGCACGCCCGAGGACAACGCCGACCUGUUGAUCGCCGACUUUGGUCUCAGCCGGAUCAUGGACGAGGAGCAAUUCCACGUGCUGACCACCACCUGCGGCACACCCGGCUACAUGGCACCGGAAAUCUUCAAAAAGACCGGCCACGGCAAACCCGUCGACCUCUGGGCCCUCGGCGUGAUCACCUACUUCCUGCUGUGCGGCUACACCCCCUUCGACCGCGACUCCGACUUCGAAGAGAUGCAGGCCAUCCUCAACGCCGAUUACUCCUUCACCCCGCUCGAGUACUGGCGCGGCGUGUCGGACAGCGCCAAGGACUUUAUCCGCAGGUGUCUGACCAUCGACCCGGCCAAGCGCAUGACCGCCCACGAGGCGCUGCAGCACCCCUUCGUUGCCGGCUGGGCCCGCGGAGCCGAUGGCGCUGAGGCGGAUAAGGGCGCUAAUCUGCUGCCGACUGUCAAGAAGAACUUUAAUGCGAGAAGGACGCUGCAUGCGGCUAUUGAUACGGUGCGCGCUAUUAAUAAGUUGCGCGAGGGCCAAUUGAUGAACGGCGGGAGGAGCCGCGAGCCUGCGAAGAAAGCGGCGGCGGCGGGUGCGGGUGCGGGUGCAGGUGCGGUGCCACCGGCAGUAGGAGGUCCGGGGGUGGAUGAUGGAUUAGCAGUAGCGCUCGGCCCAACGCUCGGAAAGGAGGCGAGCAUGGUGUCGACGGCGAGCAGCAAUGUCACCAAGGACAGCGGGUACGCGACGCAGCCGGAUGGGGAGGGGGGCUCUAGAGAUGGGGACGAUGUCCUUAUGAGGGAUGCGUCGGCGCCAGCGCCAUCAUCAUCAUCGCCAGCGCCGCCUGCACAGCACGCAUCGCCAGCGCCGCUGCACGCGGGAGUGCCGAGUAUUCUACGGCCGGGCAGUAUCGAGAAUAAGGUUGUCGAGACUGGUAAGGGGUUGUGGAAUGGGACUAGUGUUAAGCGAUGAUCACUCUUCUCUUUUCUUUCUGGGGGAUGGGUUGGGCAGGCGGUUGAUAUAACUAAAUAUGGCUCUGGAAGGGCGGUUCGGUUCUCUUAUAAUGUUAUAAUGACGUGUUUCCAAGGUUUCUUGAUGAGCGGGUUUCUUCUCAGUUGUAUGGAUUUUUUUUUUCGGGUUUUACUAUACCAGAGUGAAUAACCGGCGGGCGUUUUGCUUCUAUGAUAUGAUAUGAUAUCUGUUACCUACACUUGCUUCUUACUUCAUGGUGAUGAUGGUGGUUUCCGUUUCUCGCUGAUGAUGAUGAACAGACAUG
Messenger RNA from Neurospora tetraspora, 2033 nucleotides. Its product is annotated as calcium/calmodulin-dependent protein kinase type I. Gene Ontology annotation, molecular function: calmodulin binding; calcium/calmodulin-dependent protein kinase activity; ATP binding. Gene Ontology annotation, biological process: protein phosphorylation; cellular response to oxidative stress. The record is from RefSeq and is a predicted model, not a curated record. Lineage: Eukaryota; Fungi; Ascomycota; Sordariomycetes; Sordariales; Sordariaceae. The coding region runs from base 323 to 1729 and encodes 468 amino acids. The transcript is spliced from 2 exons.